UUGCAGGCAAAUUUAUUUCGGCCAAAACGGGUACUGCUGCUUGCUAAGACUUCGAGGUUGGAUUAUGAGCGACAGAAGUAUUCCGACAUAACAUCUGAUCAGUUCAGAGCAAUCGUAAGAUCUGAGGGUAUCGAAGUUAGGGUAGUCAAACGUGAAGAGUACACUGAAGAAGCAGUUGCUUGGGCGGAUGCUGUUUUCACUGCCGGUGGUGAUGGCACUUUCUUGAUUGCAGCUGCUAAAGUUAAGGAUCAUAAACCAGUUAUAGGGUUUAACGCUGAUCCAAUACGUUCAGAAGGCCAUCUUUGCAUAACCCGUAAGAAGGACUUGCCCCUUGUAGCAAACAGUCUUCCAGGAUUUUUAAAUGGUUUUUUUAGUCUUUACCGCAAUGAAAAGUUUGACCCAAAAGUUCCUGUUUUGGCUUUGAACGACAUCUUUGUUGGUGAAAGUCAUGCUGCACGUGUCAGUAGCUACGAAAUACAGAUUGAUGAUGGUGCUGUACUGAAGCAGAAGAGCUCUGGAUUAGUAGUUUCGACUGGAACCGGGUCGACUUCAUGGAAUUAUAAUAUUAACCGAGUUUUCGAGCAAGAUGUUAGCGAUUUAUUGCGCAUUAUGUCUUCCUUAGGCGUACCACUUAAUGAUACAAACAAAUCGUUCACGCAAGAAAUUUGUCAGCGUUUUAAUGAAAAGCUUGUGUUCAAGCCACAGUCACCUAUGCUUGCUUAUACAAUUCGUGAACCAUUGGUCAAUGUAACGUACCCUGAAAACAUAAAACGGGGAUUUGCAUCUCGGAUUUGGAUCCGUUCAUGUUGCAGCGAUGCUCAUUUGGUCCUUGAUGGUGGGUUUUCAGUCCCUUUUAACUACGGCACAGAAAUAUUACUUGAAACCCAUAAAGAAGAUGCAUUAUGUACUGUUAUGUUUGUGUAA
This is a messenger RNA of Enterobius vermicularis (human pinworm), 924 nucleotides long. The record is from the annotation of a GenBank genome assembly. Lineage: Eukaryota; Metazoa; Nematoda; Chromadorea; Rhabditida; Oxyuridae.